UAACAGAAAUUAUUCUUUUAGUAGAUCUAACAGAAACAAGUAGCCGUCAAUUGUAGGUGCUAGCUAGUGCAAUCGCAUAUUUACCACUUUGGAUUAAUUUGAGCCAGUGCUUCACAAUACUCUUCUCAGCUGCAGACAUGAAAUUGAUGCUAGUCUUUGUUGUUUGCACCUUCAUUGCUGUUUGUAGCGCUGCACCACAAUCCGGUAAGGAUGUUGAAACUAUUGAGUAUGAAUCGGAUGUCGGUCCUGAUGGCUACAAAUUCAGUUAUAAGCUUAGCGAUGGUACAAUACGGACUGAGGAAGGUGUACUUAAAAAUGUUGGAACCGAAAAUGAAUCUAUAUCAGUAACUGGCAGCGUGACGUGGGUGGGGCCUGAUGGUGUAACCUACACUAUGACAUUCGUUUCAGAUGAGAACGGCUUCCAACCUGAGGGAGCACAUAUACCAAAAUAAUUGUUGCUUGACUUUAUAAGAGAUUCGCCCUAGGUUUUAUGUUUAGUCGUGAUGUGUUAAAGUUAAUGAUCCUUUUGUCCCUUUCGUUAAUAAGUUAAUAAUACUAUAAAUAAAACUAAACAAUUCAAAUCGGUUCAGUCAGUGAAAAAUACUUAA
Teleopsis dalmanni is the source of this 608-nucleotide messenger RNA. RefSeq names its product endocuticle structural protein SgAbd-6-like. The record is from RefSeq and is a predicted model, not a curated record. The transcript is spliced from 3 exons. Bases 138 to 452 code for a protein of 104 amino acids. Gene Ontology annotation, cellular component: chitin-based extracellular matrix. Gene Ontology annotation, molecular function: structural constituent of chitin-based larval cuticle. NCBI's taxonomy places the organism in Eukaryota, Metazoa, Arthropoda, Insecta, Diptera, Diopsidae.